AUGGCAUUGCAGGAACAGUAUAAAUUCAUGGAGCCGUCCACUUCUACGGCCGAGGCUUCAGAGGACGAUUCGCGCGUCGUGUUCGCCAAGAACUUCCUCUUCGUCGUCAACGAGUUAACUCAACGACUCGAAGACGACUCCAGAAAUGCCGGCGACCCGUGGACCUUGCUGAGUUGGCUCCUCCAAUCCUGCCGUCUAAUCGCUCGUCUACUCAAUGCAAAUCCGGCCCUCCGCCACGAGCUCACCCCCAAAUUCCUCGCCGACAUCAUUUGCGCCAAUGAGCAGUUACUGGAAUUCGGCGAGACGGGCAACGCCAAGAAUUACGAGCGCUUUCUGGCGGACGUGCCCCUCGUCGAGCUGGCCGUCGAGUUGACGCUGUUGUCGCGGCCAAGAAGCCAAUUCCCGAUCCCCUGCUUCUUUCAGAAGGCGAUCGGCGCACGUCUAACCUCGUUGCUCAUUCGUGACGAUGGUCUCUCCGCUCUUCUCACCGCCUACAACCAAAUGGCCAACGACGCGAUGUGGCAAAACGAGCAACUGCAAUUCCAGCUGGCCAAGCAGCUCGCCCUCGUCCCCCGCAGCCACAAGCCGAUCGUCUACUACGAGAAGAUCGCCCGACAGCUAUUCCAAGUGCUUUUGGCGGGCACUCUUCCGAUUGGCCGGCUGAUGGCGCUGUUCACCGACGUGCUGAUGGGCAAGGGCGAAGCGGGCAAGCACGCCGCCAAGGUGUUCAUCUUCGACCGGCUCUUCCAAUUCUGGGAGUCGCUGACUCCAGAAUCGGCUCCGCGUCGAUGGGACGAUGCUGCGGAUGGGUCGGUGCGUCUGCUGGGCACGUGGGCGCGCAAGAAACACGCUGCUCCCGCCGCAUUCGCCGAGCACGGAAUGCUGCGCCUUUUGGAGGUGUCACCCACGCUGCUCGGGCUGCUCGAUUGUGACCUGUUCGCCCCGGAAAAGCCGUCGGAGGCCAUCGUCAAGCUGCGAAAGUCUCUCCUCGAAAUCAUCACAUUUGCCCUGGCGUCUGUGGAAAAUCAGGCCGAUUUCCUGUGCCGAUACAUGCUGCGCGGCUCGCCGGCGCCCUUCUUGGCGCUGUCGGAAACGGGCGGCCAUUAUGUGCAGGAACAGGGAUCCGCUCGCCUACAACUACUCGUUGCCCCCGAUCCAGUCGAACACGCGGAGGAAGCGCUGUCGAAGCGUAUCCGGGCGGUCACCAUCUACAUUCAGUGGCUCCCUCCGGCCGAGAAGACGGCCCUCGUCGUGGAAUGCAUGGCCAUCUGCACCAAGGAGUGGACGGAUUCGCGGAUGGGGGAAGAAACGUCACUGCCACCCGGCCACCACCAGCAUCACCGCCCACGAUUCGUCGACUUCGAUGGGGCACAGCAGGGCAAUGUGGCAACCAGUCUCUCGUCGCAUAUGGCGGUGGGUGUACUCUUCGAGACGAUGGGUUCCGUCGACUCGUUCGACUUCUCGGAUCGACGCGUCGCUGCCGCCAUUGUUUCCCUUGUACAGACUCUCCUCUCGAGCACGACGCGUCUUCUUGGCUAUCGUCAAAUCGAGGGUGAAGCCACGGACGAGCAGGAGGACCAGUUGAUGGCGCGCAACGUGAAGCUGGCUGUGGGGUUGGCGGGCGGCAUGCUGUUGGCGGCCACUUUCGAUCCCGAGCUGUCCUCGCUGCUGCCGUUGAUGUGCGAGGAGAUGGAGAAGCUGUCCGGCACCGUCGACCGUAUUCCCGCCGUCAAUGAAGCCAUCAGAAGGGCCGCCGAGGAGGGGCGCAGCGUCGCCGACACGAUGCGCGGCAAUGGCCCAGCAGCCAGCCGCCAAUCUGCCGACCAACGACGGCCGGCUGAGAAUGCGGAGGAGAACACCGAAAAAGGGGAACUCGACGAGUUCGAGCUGUUGCGCGUCGACCUGUACGACGACAGCGAGGCGAUUCUCGGCCAGGCGUUGCUCAGGGUGUCGCGUGGUGUGCGUCGUAGCUACAGCAGAUACAGGGCGGCCGUCGAGGAGUGGAUUUACGAGCGGACCGUCGAACUGCUCUACCACGCCGACUCGUACGUCUACCUGAGCGCCAUCAACGCCCUCGCCGAGAUGGCCAUCGCCGACACGCGCUAUCUGGAGCGUCUCGUACAGUUACAGGCUGAAUGGCGUCUGCCGGGCCCCGAAAAAGAAGCCGACGACACGCGGUUGAUCAUGAGGGGUCGUUUGAGCGAGGCCACCGGCAAAGUCUUCAGAUUUCUCGGAAACCUGGGUCCGGAAUGGCUGCAACGGCUGGCCCCGGUGUACAUUGGCGAUCUACAAUCGGAGGAAGAGAUUACAAGAGCCGGCGCCCUGUCGGCAAUCUCAGAUAUGGUGGCCGCCUGUCGGGGGAGGGGCGUCGAGACGUUCGCCGAUCAGAUAAUCCACGUGACGCCGAAAUUUCUGCUGACGGAGCCAUCUCCGCUCGUGCGCCGGGCAUUCGUCCAUCUUCUGCGCGACCUCAUCCGGGCCCCAUCCUGUCGUAUGCUUGAUCUGAUGACUGGGGAACAGCUUCGAGAUGUCCGUCGAUGUCUCACUCGUCUAUGGAAAUGGGAUGGCGAUCACGUUGUUCGUCUACACGCCGAUCUCGCACUCCAGGAAAUGGGCGCCAAUCUCCAGGAAGCAGCCUCGGCCGACGAUCGCCCACAUCAUCACCGCCUGCUACAAAUCGAU
Mesorhabditis spiculigera is the source of this 2682-nucleotide messenger RNA. Lineage: Eukaryota; Metazoa; Nematoda; Chromadorea; Rhabditida; Rhabditidae. The record is from the annotation of a GenBank genome assembly.